CUGAUCCCUAUUGUUGAAUUAAUUUUAAAAUUGGGAAUGCAGAGUCGCAAUGGGACUGGUGCUGUCAUCAUUUCCCCUACACGAGAGCUUAGUCUCCAGACCUACAGUGUUUUGAAGGAGCUCACAGCUCACACCCAAAUUCGCAUUGGCCUAAUCAUGGGUGGCAGUAACCGACAGGCUGAAGCCCAGAAUUUACAGAAAGGUGUCACUAUACUUGUAGCAACUCCAGGCAGGCUUCUUGACCACUUGGCCAACACUGAGAACUUCCUUCGUCACAAUCUGAAAGCCUUAGUAAUCGAUGAGGCGGAUCGUUUGUUGGACAUUGGCUUUGAACUUGAGAUGGAGCAGAUUAUUCGUCUGCUACCAAAAGACCGACAAUCCAUUUUCUUUUCAGCUACGUUAAAUGAGAAGACGCACAAGCUUGCGAAGUCAGCACUAAAGACCAAUUGCAUUAUGAUCGGAGUUGAGGAACAGUGUGAGGCAACUGUGGAAACGCUCGAACAAGGUUAUGUGAUCUGUAAUCCUGCUACGAAAUUUUCUUUGCUCUAUACAUUUCUCAAACGUAAUAGGAACAAGAAGAUCAUGGUUUUCAUGUCAGCAUGUAUGGAAGUCAAGUUCUACUAUGAGUUACUAAACUUUAUUGAUCUGCAAGUUCAGGCCAUUCAUGGACGUCAGAAGCAGGCUAAGCGGACUAGCACCUUCUUAAGUUUCGUCAAGGCUCAAAGUGCUGUACUUCUCUGCACAGAUGUGGGUGCCCGAGGUCUGGAUAUUCCUGAGGUUUGUUUGUAA
Hydatigera taeniaeformis is the source of this 789-nucleotide messenger RNA. NCBI's taxonomy places the organism in Eukaryota, Metazoa, Platyhelminthes, Cestoda, Cyclophyllidea, Taeniidae. The record is from the annotation of a GenBank genome assembly.